Molecule: messenger RNA, 1122 nt
Organism: Tricharina praecox
Lineage: Eukaryota; Fungi; Ascomycota; Pezizomycetes; Pezizales; Pyronemataceae
Exons: 1
Coding region: 1-1122 (373 amino acids)
Source: RefSeq, a predicted model, not a curated record
AUGAGGCGGAAGUCUAUGGUCGUAACUAUCCAGGACGAUGAGAUGGACGAGCUGUCGUCUCCAAGCGCACCGUCUCCAUACCGAAGUUUCUCAUCUGCAUUGCGGACUUUCACGCCCAAAUCUAAGCUCAGGGCACUCAUCGUGGCCAGAAGGUUGUAUCACACACCCAGCAAGACAAGUAUGAAACGGAGCCAUCCCUUCAGCUCCUUGUACGACAAGGACUCGGAUGACGAGUUACAGUCAUCAUCCGCGCCGACGCUAACCCGUGGUUCAACACCGCUCACUUCCGAGACACUCCCAAUCGCCCCAUCGAGAAUGGCACCCCCAUCUUCUCCCAUUAACAGAAAACAGACACCAACUCUGAAAGCAAGUCGGAGUAAGAAAAAAGCUUCGAAGGAAUCUUUCCAGAACAGAGGCCGAAACAGUUCUCCUCGUGCCAGCCGGGACCGACAAAUCACCAAUGUAGAAGUCAUCAUCCCCAGAAGAACAGCUGCACCGCUCAGCAUCCCCAAAAGAACAGCUGCACCACCCAGCAAGACCCCGAAACCUGCCAACCCCUGGGCCGUUACCCCGGACGACCCCUUCUACAACCCCAAGUGGGACGACGAACACCCGGACGGAACACCAGCCGUAUUUCCCAAGGCACCGCCUUUCACCCCAUUCCUCACACCAUCAAUCCCGCUUGCCUCCGUUACCGCUCAUCCGGCCGCUCAGAAGAAGCCCGCCGGGUUCACGACGACGCCGGCCAGACAGAACCGUACCAGUACUCCCAAAUCCUCCGUCAGCACCGCAAAGAAGGCCGUCAAGAAGCAACCUCCAACGCCGGGAUGGACCGCGACUCCCGCACGCAGAGGAUCCGGCGUCCUCGACUACCUUGAGGAACUCGGCUCGGCGCCCGCCUUUUCGGUGGAAAUCCCGCCUCGAGCUACCCCGCCGAAGUUCGGCAAUGGAACUACUGCUUCUCCUUCUCUUUCCGCACGCCGCUCACCACGUAGCCGAAAUGACAAUCCCGACGUCCCUGAGGUUGUGGAAGCGCCGGUGGUCAAGAUGGAAGAAGGAAAGUGUGGAGACGAGGGGUAUACGUGCGGUAAACAGUUCUGCUUUGAUUGUCUGAGUGAUUGA